Owenia fusiformis is the source of this 1127-nucleotide messenger RNA. Lineage: Eukaryota; Metazoa; Annelida; Polychaeta; Sabellida; Oweniidae. The record is from the annotation of a GenBank genome assembly.
GGGAAAUGCAUACUAAAGAUAGUCAUUAAAAUGAUCGUGCAUUGAAUCGUAAAAAUGAUAUGUCGUCUGAAUUCAACAUAUUCCUUGCAUCAUGAAAUCAUGAUGAAUCGUGACCACAUAUCAUGUUCCAUAGGUCCGGUACCAUAAAAUUGACAGUAUAAAAGCACGACCAGUUAACCUUUCCAUGUCUAUCAUUCAAGUGAUAAAACACUGACACCAACAUGAGAAUCAUCGUCGUCUUGGCCGCUUUAGUGAUAACUGGGGUGUCCGGCCAAACAUGUGAAAAUAAGUGUAAUGUGAGAUGGCAGAAAUGUCUGGACGACUGCCCACCAACUACAACUGAAACCCGAUGUAAACUUAAAGAUGUAGGAGAAACCUGCACGAAGAAUUAUGAAUGUGAAGGUCUAUGUGUAAAAGGCAAAUGUAAACGACCACCUAAAUGUGGAGGCUCAUGCAAAUUCUCCAUUGAAUGCAAACAUGAAUGUUGGUGUAACCAGGGAAUGUGUGAACGUAUGGUAGAUAUAGGAGGAUGCUGCAAGAAGAAUGAUGAAUGUAAAGGUCUUUCCAAAUGUGUCCCUUUAGGCAAUGGAACAUGCGAGGAGACGUGCAGAGUUGACAAUGACUGCCUGCAGUACGACGAUGGCAAAAACAAGUACUGUACUGUUGGAGGCACUGCGGGAACACAGAAAGGCAAAUGUGAAAUGAAACACGAGAAAGGAUAUCGCUGUGCAAGAAGCCCAGAAUGCCAAGGGAAAAUGUACUGCAGGAAUGGACAAUGCCAACUUGCUGAGGAAGUGGUCAUUUGUAGUCUAAACUGCCACGGACCAGACCCCAGGAAACCCGAUCACAUCAGACCAGGAUUUUACGUGACUGUCAAUUACACCUGUAUAUUUAUCCGACGGGCGGAGAUGGGACAUCUGAAGUUGAAGGCCGAAGUGAGAUUAGACAUAGUAAAGGAAAUUCUCAGAGUAUCAGGGAUGUCACCACAAUAUUUCAAUGCGACUGUCACCAAGAGAGCCAGGAAAGGAGAGUUCACUGCAAGUUUGCAUGCUGUGAUGAAGACGUGUGUGAGCGAUAAGCCUAAAUGCCAGGCUAACAGAAAGUGUAUAUUGCAUGCUGGACAAUAA